Molecule: messenger RNA, 2958 nt
Organism: Drosophila subobscura
Lineage: Eukaryota; Metazoa; Arthropoda; Insecta; Diptera; Drosophilidae
Product: thyrotropin-releasing hormone-degrading ectoenzyme
Exons: 4
Coding region: 144-2291 (715 amino acids)
Biological process (GO): peptide catabolic process; proteolysis
Cellular component (GO): cytoplasm
Molecular function (GO): metalloaminopeptidase activity; zinc ion binding; peptide binding
Source: RefSeq, a predicted model, not a curated record
UGUUAAUAAAAUUUCUGUAUGUCUCGAAAAUAUUGUUAUUAAAAUUGUUUAAAAGUGUAAUUCUUGCGACGUCCCGCACAAAGUUGCAGUCAACAGUUGGAGCUGUUGUGUUCGAUUGUUUUGAUGUGUACCCGAAGUCAGCAAUGUCGAUAUGGCCAUCUGUUGUACCCCGAAUCGGCAAACCAAAUGUCGCAAUCUGUUACCUGAUGCUCCUGCUGGCGCUCACUCCAGCGGCUGUUGCUGUGAAGACCACGUACUACGACAGUCCACGACUGCCAACGGCGUUGGUGCCUUUUCACUAUGAACUGCAUUUGCUUACCCGCCUGGAGAACACGCACCCGAUACCCUUCGGCUACGAGGGCGCUGUGAACAUUUCAUUCUUUGUCCACAAGUCCACAGAUGUGGUGGUGCUCCAUGCCAAUGACUUUAGCAUUAAGCUGGCUAAAACUCAGCUUCAGGAAUGGUACACGCUGCAAAAGUUGGCCAUAUUGGAGUUUAACUUCAAUAGAAAGUUGGACUAUCUGAUAAUGAAGGCGGACAGCUACUUGAAGCAGGGCAAGUACUACAGUCUGACGAUCGAGUUCGGCCGCCCAAUGUCGGAGAACAAAAGGGGAGGCUACUUUUUGGCACACUCCACGGACUGGCAGUCCCAGCAGAAGAGCUGGUACUCCCUCACCCACUUUGAGCCACACUCCAUGAGGUAUACCAUGCCCUGUUUCGAUGAGCCCGCCCUGAAGGCCACCUUUAAUGUGACCCUGGGCCACCACAAGCGUUUCCAGAGCUUCAGCAACACGAAAGUUACAGCAGUAUUGGCGCACAAGGCACUGAAGGAUUAUGUGUGGUCGGUGCACGAGACGACGCCACUGAUGCCAACCUACUUGCUGGCCUUCUCCAUUAACAAUCUAACCUGCACUUUCAGCCAGACUGGCGGCCCAAGUCCCGUUCUAUUCCGCACCUGUGCCAAGUCCAGCGAUCUCAGACUCACCACAUUCGCCGCCCAAAUGGCGCCUUUGUUCCUUGAAUACUUUGAGGAGCUGCUACAGAUGGAGCUCCCCUUGAGCAAAAUCGAUCAGCUGGCGGUUGAAAAUUACCACACCGAUGCCAUGGAGAACUGGGGCCUGGUGGUCUACUCCAGCGACUUGAUACUGCAAACCGACGAGCCUGAUGGCUUGGAGCCAUCCCGUCCGCGGUUGCAAGCCCUGCAAAUAAUCUGCCAUGAAAUGGCUCACAUGUGGUUCGGCAAUCUGAUCAGCGUCGCAUGGUGGUCCGAUGUCUGGCUGAAGGAGGGCCUCACCGGCUACUUUGAAGUUCUGGGCAUUGAGCAUUUGUAUCCAAGACUUGGUCGCAGAAUUCUGGCCAAGUACCGCGUGAUGUCCCUGAUGCACGAGACAGAGAGCGGGGGCAUUGUCAUUUCCAGCAUGGAUAUACAAUUGAAUGCCUCCAAGACGUACGUCUACCAGAAGGCCACAUCCGUGCUGCACAUGGCAGAGGGUAUGGUGGGACAUACAACCUUCCAAAAUGCCAUCCAUCGGUAUCUGUACCAGUAUGCAUUCGCAAGCAGCACCACCAAUCAGUUUCUGUCGAGCAUUCAAGAGGGCUGCGAUCGUGCCAACUCCCUGCCCGAGUUCGCUGAUGUCAAGACCAUCAUGGACACGUGGAUCCUGCAGAGCGGUUAUCCGGUGCUGAAUGUGAUACGGAAUACCAGCUUGGUGCUCACUCAGAACCACUUCUCCUUCAACGAGUCACAGAGGCAGCGUUGGUGGAUUCCCCUGACAUACACUACACAGAGUGAGCGGAACUUCAGUGACACCACACCGAAGGCCUUCUUUCCCUCCAACAGUUUGAUGUUCAACCUAAACGUCUUCGUGCCCGAGAACGACUGGAUCAUCUUCAACGUACAGGCCAUGGGCUACUACAGGGUGAACUACGACGAGAGGAACUGGGAUCUCAUUGCUGAAGCUCUGUCGAAGGAUCACCAAAGCAUUCACGUACUCAAUCGUGCUCAGAUUGUGAGCGAUGCUCUGUUUCUCUGGAACACCAAGCGGAUCAGUUGGUCCACCGCGCUGAACGUCCUCAAGUACCUCGUCGACGAGGAUGAGUUUGAACCGCUAAUGGCAUUGGUCGUGGGAGUGACCAACGGCUUCUGGGGCGUGUCUCCGGAGAGUUCCAUGAACAUUGCGAAAUGGCUGAGCAAUGCUGGCAAAUGGUAUGCAGAGUUCAUCAAUUAUACGUUCGACCAGUUGGUGUUCGUCGAGAACAAUCUGGAGUCUGCACCCUCGGAAGAAGACUAACCGCAGGCAACGGGAGACCAUUCAGGAACCGCAGAAUAAUGGGCCAUGCAGCCAUUCGCUUCCCAUUCUGCUGCUCCACCGCAUCUGUCUUUGUGGAGCGGGGGAGGGGGAGCGGGGGCGAAAUGAAACCGCCAUCAAUGAACCGCAAUUGUAUUUGUUUGCAAAUAACUGAGCGUUAUCUGAGACUAUUUAUCUUUAUCUACAACGACAAAAACAACAGCCAGGAGAGUGCGGCAGCCCUUGCUGCCUCCUGCUUCAGAACAAUGGCAAAGGACACCGCCACAGUAGCCAGGCAAGGAGCUCUCUUACAGCCCUGGCAGUGCCAAGGCGCCAACUGAAAUAAUGAUGCAGGCGAAAUAACAAUAAAAGUGGAGCUCGCAGGAGUGGAACCGAAGAUGGGAGAGCAAAAGUAAAGGACAAUAUCGAUGCUCCUUUUCCGCAUAACGGCAGGCGGUAAAGACAAUGCCAGACCCCUAACACUGCAGACAGGAUGCGGAUGCAAUGGAGUCCACUACACAACACUUCAUGCCCCUUUCUCUCAGCAGCUGCCAGCCACUCGACUGUCUUAAGUGCAACGCGAGGACAGCUUUAAGGCCGCUUUAAGAUCCAACCCAUAAAAGUUCGCUUCCCAGUUUAAUAAUAAGAAUAAUAUAAGAAAAGGAAAAGG